CCUGGGGUUGGGCUCAUACGACGAGCUCCAGUCCCAGGGAAUCGACUUCAUGGCUAUACUGAAAGAUGUGGAACGGGAGGCCGAACACGACAAACAGGAACGGGAGCUCAUGAGGCCGUUCUCCACGAAUAGUUACGAUGCGAAACAGACCCCAACCCCUAAUGAGACACUCCUGACGGAGUCGAUCAACGACGGGGUCCGGAGGCACUCCCGGAGCACAUCUGUGGCUCAGACCGAGAACUUCGAAGUCUCCGACAUUACGGCCGAUGACGAGGACUACUCGCAUGAGCCCAGGAUUCAGGAGGAGAACCGGGAGGUGGGCUCUAUCGGGGGGCACGUCUACUAUCAAUACUUUAAAGCCGGCGCCGGACCCAUACUGUUCACGAUUAUCCUGUUGUCGACAUUGAUAUCUCACGAUUGCAUACAAGGGACUGACAAAAAUCAAAUAGCUAGUGUAAUUGACCAUGAUACACGAAAUUAUUACGUCUACAUCUAUUCGGGACUCAUUGGGGCCCUGUUUGUGACGGCGCUAAUGCGGUCGACCACGUGGUUCAUGAUGUGUAUGCGGGCGUCCGUUAAUCUACACAACAGUAUAUUCUCG
Messenger RNA from Oppiella nova, 601 nucleotides. NCBI's taxonomy places the organism in Eukaryota, Metazoa, Arthropoda, Arachnida, Sarcoptiformes, Oppiidae. The record is from the annotation of a GenBank genome assembly.